Molecule: messenger RNA, 6717 nt
Organism: Tetrahymena thermophila SB210
Lineage: Eukaryota; Ciliophora; Oligohymenophorea; Hymenostomatida; Tetrahymenidae
Exons: 6
Source: RefSeq, a predicted model, not a curated record
AAACAAGAAAUUAAUUAAUAGAAUACAACAACAAACUAACAAAUAAAAUAAUCAAAUGAGAUAAAAAAGCUAUUUCUUGAAUAUCUUAUUCUACAUUAUUAUAUGCAUUAGAGUUCAAGAAAUAUUUGCGCUUGAGAGGGUUCUCUUGAAGUAUUACGAUUCUUCCACAAAUUGCUAAAACGAGUUACAAACUAACUGGAAUAUGAUUGGGGGAGGUUCUUUUCCUAACAAUAACUGCUAAUAAAGCUGUUCUAUAAAUUCAAUUAUAUAUACUGCUUUCUACUUAGUCCCGACUCAAUAUCCAAACGGAUUUGAAAUUACUAAAACCUUAGCAAGCACAGCUUCCAUAUUAGGUUUUGAUUUAGCUUAUUUUGUAUCUGGAUAAUUUACUGUUUCAAUAUAUGGAGAUAAUAAAUUACUAUACUAAUAAUCAUAUUAGCAAAUAGUCUAAAAUAAUUUUCCUUAAGAAAUAAUAUACAACGGUGUCAAUUGCUAAGGCUCAAGUUUUAGAACAAUUUUUGUUAGCAAAUACGUCAAAACAUAGAAUAUUUCUAAAUAUUAUUUACAGUUCUCUAACUUGCCUUCUAACUAUGGUUUUUUCAAAAUCUAUAUGUGGUCAAAUUGCGUUUUAAAUUGUGAUUAAUGCAAAGAUUCCUAAAAUUGCUAAGUUUGUUUAUAAGGUUUUUCAUUGAUGAUUAUGCCUUCUGGUUAACAAGUAUGUUCUUAAUAAGAGGAUUGCUAAUCAAGUAAUUGUUUGGAAUGUGCUAUUAGUGGAAUAACCGAAGUAUGCAUAUUAUGCAUACCUGGCUAUAAACUAAAUAGUUCUAAUAUUUGUGUUUCAACUGGUUUAGCUUGCAGUGCAGGAUAAUAUAGAAGUGAAUAAAACACUUGUGAAACAUAUACAAGUAAUUGUCUUAGAUAAAAUACAUCUGAAACUACUUGGUUAUAAUGCUUUGCUGUACCAGAUUAAACAACAUUUAAAUGCUUCUAAAAUAAAGUAAUUCUAUUAUAUUAAAGAGGAAACUAUAGUGCAAGAGUUUGCGGGUGCAAUCAUUUACCAAAUUGCAAUUAAUGCAAUACAAAUACUUGCACUUAAUGUAAACAAGGGUAUUCUUUUAGUGGAUCAACAUGUGUUGCAUCUACAUGCCCCAUAGGGUCAUAGAUGAACCCUAUUACAAAAGCAUGCUCUAGUAUAAUAUGCUCUGAUACAUAUUGCCUUAAAUGUGACCAAUUUGUUUGCUAAUAAUGUUUAGGUAGUUCAUAUUAUGUGUCAGCAACAAAUCCUCUUCAAUGUAAAUAUUGCAAUGUUCAAAAUUGCAAGUAAUGCAAUCCUGAUGGAACUUGUAAAACUUGUAAUCCAACAUACUUUAUGAACGGUUCAGGAAACUGCAUAAGCUGUGCUUAAAAUUGUCUUUUAUGCAAUGAUCCAUCAAUUUGUUAACAAUGUGUUACCGGUUACGUUUUAAGUAAUGAUAAAACUACUUGCAUUUGCUCUAUCCCUUAAUGCUUUUUGUGUAAUCCAAAUGAUGGAACUAUUUGUUCAAUUUGCAAUAAUGGAAUAUUUGAUUCAUUAUCAAAAACAUGUAAAUGUACAUUAACAAACUGUUAAACAUGUCUUCCUUAAAGUAAUACAUAAUGUUUAGCUUGUAAAGGUGUGUUUAUCUUAGAUUAGAAUAAUUAAUGUUAAUGUCCUAUAAAAAAUUGCUAAUAAUGUGAUUCUUCAGGAAGCAAAUGCUUAACUUGCGCCACUAACUAUAUUUUAAGCUCUGAUUCUACUUUAUGUUAAUGCUCUGUAUAAUACUGCUCUUUAUGUUCAAGUAACAAUUGUCUAAUAUGCACAUAAGGCUAUACUUUAGUUGGAAACUAAUGCAUUAUGAAAGCCUAAAAUUGUAUCAAACCUGAUCCAACGAAUGGUAUGAAUUGCUUAUAAUGUGUAUCUGGUUAUUUGGUUGUCUUAGAUGAUCAAUAUAAUAAUACAUGCUAAUGUAAUGUUUAAAAUUGCAAGUAAUGUUAGGCUUCUAAUGGUAAUUUAUGUGAUCAGUGCUAUACUAAUUAUUAAUUAAAUAAUGAUAAGACUUAAUGUUUAUGUUCUGUUUAAAAUUGCCUUUUUUGCAACUUAAAUGAUGGAAAUUAUUGUGAUUUAUGCAAUACUGGUUAUUAAAAUUUAAAUUCAGGUAAAAUUUGUUAAUGUUAAGUCUCCAACUGUUUAAACUGUAACCCUUAAAAUGGAAAAAUUUGUAAUCAAUGCUAAGUUAACUAUUAAGCUAGUGCUGAUUAAUCAAAAUGUACAUGUUAAGUUAAUAAUUGUCAAAAUUGCAAUCCUAUCGAUGGAUCUCUUUGUGAUAGUUGUGUUGUAGGAUAUAUUCCUUAAAAUAGUAAACAUAAUUGCUAUUGUGGUGUAAGUAAUUGCUAGAUUUGCAAUUUAUCUAAUGGAAAUAUAUGUAAUUAAUGUACAAAUAAUUAUAUAAAUAGUAGUGAUUAAACUUAAUGCAAUUGCUAAGUUUCUAAUUGCAAAAAUUGCAACAUAACUGAUGGGUCAAUCUGUGAUACUUGCAUUACUGGAUAUAUACUUACAAAUAAUAAUAAAUCUUGCCAAUGCUCAGUAGCGAAUUGUUAGGUCUGUAAUCCUUCUGAUGGAUCAUUAUGUAAUCAGUGCUCAAAAAACUUUAUUUUAAGCUCAGAUUCUAAAUAAUGUAAAUGUUCUGUUUAAAAUUGUUAAGUAUGUAAUUCAAAUGAUGGUUAUAUUUGUGAUACAUGUGUUAAUGGCUAUUACCCUACCAAUAAUAAUACAAUUUGUUCAUGUAGCGUAAAUAAUUGUUUGGUUUGUAAUACGUUAAAUGGUAACUUUUGUGAUUAAUGUUAACCUAACUUUUAGCUAAGUGUAGAUAAGAAAUCAUGCAUUUGUUAAGCUUAAUAUUGCUAUUAAUGUUCUCUUUUUGAUGGAAAUAUCUGUGGAAUGUGUUAUUCUGGAUUCUAUAAUAACAACGGAUAGUGUUAAUGUAGUGUAGAUAAUUGCCUUGAAUGCAAUCCAACUUCCGGAAAAUCUUGUAUUUAGUGUUAAACUAAUUAUCUUUUAAGUUUUGAUUAACUAAAAUGUUAAUGUUAGGUAAGUAAUUGUUAAAUCUGCAAUCCAAAUGAUGGAUCUUUAUGUGAUACUUGUGUGAUAGGGUACAUUCCAUAGAAUAAUAAUAAACUUUGUUCAUGCAGCGUCGAUAAUUGCUAAAAUUGUAACCCUUCAAAUGGUAGUUUGUGCCAUCAAUGCAAAUAUAAUUAUAUUAUGAAAAGUGACUUUACUUAAUGUAAUUGCUCUGUUGCUGGUUGUUAAAAAUGUAAUUAUAGCGAUGGUUCUAUUUGUGAUACAUGUAUUACUGGAUAUAUUCCUUCUAAUGAUAAUAAAUCUUGUUAAUGCUCAGUUGCAAACUGCUAGAUAUGUGAUUCAACAAAUGGAUUCAUCUGUAAAUAAUGUUUAUAAAAUUAUUCUUUAAGUAGUGAUAAAACAUAAUGUAAUUGUUCUGUAUCUAAUUGUUAAUCAUGCAAAUCAAGCGAUGGAUCUAUUUGCAAUUUUUGCACAAAUGGGUAUAUUCCUUCAAAUGACAAUAAGGUUUGUUAAUGCGGUAUGGCUAAUUGUUUGGAAUGUAAUCCUUUAAAUGGGUAAAUUUGUAACAAAUGCCAAUAAAAUUUUAAGUUAAAUGGUGAUUCUUCAUAAUGCUAAUGUAUAAUCCCUAAUUGUUAAUAAUGUAAUUCCAGUGAUGGAUCUAUUUGUAAUACAUGUGGUUAAGGAUAUACCACAUCAAAAGAUAAUAAAACUUGUAAAUGUAUUAGCUAAAAUUGUCUAUCUUGCGAUCCUUAAAAUGGUAAUCUGUGUCUAAAGUGUUAACAGAAUUAUACAUUGAAUUAGAAUUAAUAAUGCGUUUGCUAGGUUUCUAACUGCAAAAAUUGUAAUGUUAAUGAUGGAUAAAUUUGUGAUUCUUGUGAUCAAGGAUUUAUUCCUAUUAAUAAUAAUAAGGCAUGCUAGUGUGGAAUUUAAAAUUGCUUAAAAUGUAAUCCCUAAAAUGGAAAUGUAUGUCAAUAGUGUUAGGCCAAUUAUGCCUUAAGUUCUAAUUCAACAUAAUGUAUUUGCUCAGUUCUUAAUUGUCUUAGCUGCAAUGUUAAUGAUGGUUCUAUUUGUGAUAUUUGUUUAGCAGGUUUUGCUCCUCAAAAUAAUAAUAAGGUAUGUUAACCUCAAAUUAAAAAUUGUUUAGCAACAGAUCCUUAAAAUAAUACAAAAUGCAUUAAAUGUCAGCUAAAUUAUAUUUUGAGUGAAGAUUAGACUUAAUGCAAUUGUUCUGUUUUAAACUGCUAAAAUUGCAACUCUGGUAAUGGUUCAAUUUGUGAUUCUUGCUAAUAUGGUUAUAUUUCUUUAAAUAAUAAUUCAGUUUGCUCUUGCCCUAAAGAUUCAACAACAUGUAUUACUUAGUGCAAAGUUUAAAAAUGUAAAUAGUGUUCAGCAAAUAAUUUAGAUAAAUGUGAAACUUGUGAAAAAAAUUACUACCUAGAUAACAAUUUAUUGUGCAUACUAUCUAUGUAAAAUGACUUUAUUGUAGAUUAAAAAGUUGUAGAAAAUAUUGGUUAUAAUAUAACAAUAAAAUUUUAAAAUGAGAUUAUAGCAACUACUGAUAAUGUGAAUGGGUUACUCAGUAUUUAAAUAGUUGAUUACAACAAUCCUUUUAAAGUUGAAAUAGUAGAUAUCUAAAUUAAAUAAAUAAAGAUUUAAAUUUAUAUGGAAGGUAAUUGCAAAAAUAAAAAUUUAAUUGUUAAAAUGAAUGACCUAUAAUUUGUCUAAGUAAACAAUUUGUAAGAAUAAUAAAAAUAAGUUUAAUUGAACGAUUAUGUGGUAUUAACAAAGAGCCAAAUAUAAUAAUCUUAAACAACAAAGCAAGCAGCUUCUAAAACUUCAUCAACUCUCUUUAUAGUGAUGGUUUUAAUGACAGUAAUUGGAAAUACUUAUGUUUUAUUUAGCACAAUAGACUUAACUACCUUUAUUUACUUCAUGCUCUUUGUUGAUGUUAGGUAUCCUGAAAAUGUUAUGUCAUUUUGCUCUAUAUUUUAAAAUUUUUAAUUUGCAUUUGUCCCUAAUACCAUACAAAUUUAUUUAAUGGAUGCUAAUUAUACAUAACCAUACACUCCUUAGAAAUUUAUUGAUAACGGAUAUGAUGCGUAUUUUUUUAAUGGAGCUGGCUAAUCUUUGACUAUUAUAGUUGGAAUUGUUUCAAUUUAUUCAGUAAUUAAGAUACUUUCACUUAUCCCUAUACCAUAAAUUAGAUUAUAUAUAUUGAGUAAAAUCAAGAGUGGUUGGGAAUAUAAUGGAUUUUUUGACCUAAUAGGAUGCGUUUACGUUUAUGUAUUAGUGUCUACCUUACUCUAGUUUUAUUGCUUUAAAUUUGACGAAUCCUUAGCAUUUAUUAACUAUACGUUAUUUUCUUUAUUCUUUAUAUUUGUAAUAAUUUAUCCUAUCAUGAUUACUGUUUUUAUAGUAAAAUGUAAGAAUUUGAAAGAUCCUUAAAUACAACUCUAAUUUAGCUCUAUAAUAGGGGGUUUUAUUUUACCUGAAAAUGAGACUGUUGAAGAAAAUAUAAAAAAUAAUAUAAAUAAUAACAAUAGCAUUACAAAUAAAGAUUAGAAGAAUGAUAUUUAAAGCUAAAAUGGAGAAAAACUUAAUAAACUAAUACUCAGUAGAUAGUAAAAGCUUUAGUUAAAAUGGAGUAAAUUUACAAACGUUAUACUAUACUUAAGAAAAAUCAUUUUUAUCAUGGUCUUGCUAUAUUUCUAUGGCUUUGUAUACUUUUAGGUUAUUGUAAUAUGUUUAAUGAAAAUAUUCCUAACCUUUUAUUAUUUUUAUGUGAAACCAUAAGAAGAUAAGAACACUAAUAUUAAAAAUGGCAUAAGUGAAAUUCUGUUAAUUGUCAUGUAUGCAUCUAUAAGUCUAUUAGUAGAGGAUGAUGAGAAUUAGGAUGAGUAACAUAGGUUUAACAUUGGCUGGGUAAUUAUAGCAUCAGCUUCUACUAUUUUAGUUAUUCAUAUUUUUAGUGUGAUUAUCGAUUUAUUCAAAAGUAUAACUAAUUUAGUUAAGGACUUUAUUUGCACAUUAUUUAAAUCAAAAAAAGAGCUUGAAAAAAUUAAAUAAGAAAAACUAGGAGACAUUAAUUAAUCAGAGUAUAAAACUUUAGGUAUUGCUUCUCAAAUAUCUUUAGAAAAAAUCAGAAGUAUCAAAAAAAAGUUUAGUACAAUUAUAAUAUCUUAAAUAGAACCAACUUCUAGGCUCUCAUUAUCACCUUUAAAAAGAUAGAGAAGCCUAAAUAAUUAAUCUAUAAUAUCUCAUUAGAUAAAAACAAAUAAUUUUAACCAAUAAUAAGAAAAAUAGAAAAAUAAUAAUAAUUUAAAUUUCCAAGAAUUAAGCUUAAAUGAUAAAAAUUAGAAUUAAAAUUGGUCUUAAUAAAUAAAUCCAUUUUACAACAAAAAAUAUGAUAUAUAAAAUGGUUUAUCAGAUAACUAAUUAUAAAGUUAAUAUUAACCACUAAGUAAUAGAUUUUCAAGCUAAAAUGCUUAAUUACUGAAUAUUUCUAAUAAUGAUCUACUAUCCCAUAAAGAUGCUUCUAUGCAAUUACUAUGACAAAAUUAAUAAAAUAUGUAUUUUAUUAUUUGCUUUUUUUAUUUUUGCAUAUUAAAAUUAUUUUAGUC